GAGGGGUGGCGGCGGAAAGGGUCCUACGUAAGAUGGCGGCGGAGUGGUCAUGUGACGGUCGCUGAGGCGCCGCCGGCAUGGAGUGCUCCAAGGCUGAGAAAGGCCUCGAUGCGGGAGAGACGGAUGUCGAGGAACAAUUAGUCAUGGUUGAGCUGUCAGGAAUAAUUGACUCAGAUUUUCUGAAGAAAUGUGAGAAUAAAUGCAAGAUUUUGGGCAUAGACACAGAGAGGCCAAUUUUGCAAGUGGACAGAUAUGUCUUUGCUGGGGAAUACGAAGACAUUCUUGGUACCUGCGUGGUGUUUGAGGAGAACGAAGAUCAUGUAGAUGCGGAAGGUAACCAAAAAUUACAGCUAAAAUACAAGUGCCACACAAUGAAGAAGCUGAACAUGACACGGACUCUCCUGACUGAAAAGAAAGAAGGAGAAGAGAAUACAGGUGGUGGUGUGGAAUGGCUAGAACUUAAAGACAAAGAUUUCUCAUACAGCAGACCAAAAAUGAUUUGCAACUUCUUACAUGAAAAAGAAGAGGAGGUGGCUGAGUCUCAAGACAAAUUGGCAGAAGAGUCGGAUGGCGAAGCUGGUGACAUGGGAAACACUGAUCAGAGCUUUGAAUCGGAGAUGCAGCCUCCCAUUGAUGUGGAUGAAUUUGUCCCUCUUCCGGAUGCUGUUGGCUACAGUGCAACAGAUCUCUCCUCUGUGAACAGUCAGGAAGAUACUACCAUAGAAGAUUCUCCACAAUGAUGUCAAGUCUACAAUUCAGUAAUAGCAAUUAGCACUGAUAUAAUUCAGGUGCGACCUUGUGUUGCUUUUGAUUUGUCUGUAGCUUGAACUGGAGAAAUGACCACAAAUCUGUAAACUAGUUACAAUAUGAAGUCCACCUUCUGUGAGCUAAAUGGCCAUUCCUUGUAAGGCUCUUGAUGGGUUCUCUUCAUCAGUUCAGUGACUCUAUUGAGGAAGCUUUCAAGGGAUGUGUUUUGAGCAGAUUGGAUCUGCUCUCCUAAGGAGAAGGGAAGCAAACGCAAGCAUUUGGGUAUACCUGCUUGGAUCCCUGGAUUGUGGCUUCUCUUUAAAAGUCCAGUCCUUCCUGUUGAUAUCUUAUACGUACUUCAGUACAGUCUAAAAGCAGAAAACCAUGCCCAAAGAACAUCCACAACCCAUUUCUACUUCUUUUCAAAUGUAUAAGCAGAUAGUGUGUGUUUGUACAGUUUUGCAUGUGGACUUUCUCUUUCAAAUUGAUUGCUGGUUUGAACUUUACAGAGAAGUAUGUUGUUGAGCACCUACUGGACUGGUCUCUUUGAUUUGUUACUAUACAAGAAGUGUCCUCCUCUUCCAGAGCUUGGCCAAGUUAACUUUUUAGGAGUAUAAUUCCUCAAAUCUACGCUGCCAAUGAGACCGUUGUCCACACUAGCUAGGAGACUGGGGGAGUUGCAGUUCAAAAAGUAAAUUGUCGAAGCACUGUCUUGUCUUCUCACCCUCUUCUACCUCUAGGAUUGCCAGCAAAAGCAAAUAGUCCCAUAUAUUUCUCAGUAGGUACAGGGCAUGCUAUUACUAGGUACCUUGGGCAUUUUCAGUGCAAAGGACUGCACAGAGCCAUUUUGUUAUAUAUCUGGCUUCUUACUAACACCUGCUUUCAUUUUUUCAGCAAAUCUAUUUUUGUAACAUCAGCUGCUGUGAAAGAGCUGUUUCUCUUUGCUAGUAAAAUAUCUAAUUUUUGA
Messenger RNA from Pogona vitticeps (central bearded dragon), 1714 nucleotides. RefSeq names its product general transcription factor IIIC subunit 6 (gene GTF3C6). Gene Ontology annotation, biological process: transcription by RNA polymerase III. NCBI's taxonomy places the organism in Eukaryota, Metazoa, Chordata, Lepidosauria, Squamata, Agamidae. The record is from RefSeq and is a predicted model, not a curated record. Gene Ontology annotation, cellular component: transcription factor TFIIIC complex.